AACACUUUUCUGUCGGCUAUUAAAUUCCACCCCUGCACCCUGCAUCUGCAUCUGCAUCUGCAUCUCUCUCCUUCCAACGAAAUCCCACGCAUUUCUCUCUCUCUCUCCCUCCCUCUCUCCCUCUCUCUCACAUCACUGAUCUGACUCUCGAUCUGUUCGUUUCGCACCGACGCCUGAUCCGCAUUCCUCUGAAUUCCCAACAACAUGACGGAGGAGGAGGUGGUGAACGUGCGCGGCGGCGAAAUCUCCGAUUCCAGCGACGGCGAUCGGCACAAUAUCAAGGUUAAGUACUGCAAUGGCGGUGCUGCUCACGAGAACGGUAGUGUCGCUGGCGACGCGAUCGCCGGCGACGGGGCCGUCGUCUCCGGGAAUGACGGCGGUGAUUCCGGUGCCUCGGAUCUCACCGUCGUGGUAGACGACAAGGUGGAUGGAAAGGCUCUUUGUGAGUCUGAUGUGGCGGUUUCUGAGGCUUCUGCUGUAGCUGAAUGCGAGUGCGAAGAAGCGGUUAAUAAGAAGGAGGAGAAUGAUUUGGAAGAGAAAACGGAAAUUAGUAAUGGAACAAUCCCUGUCGGUUGGGGCGGUCAAAAUGACGAGGGAUCUGCUGUCGUUUUGGAAGACAAUGCGAAGGAGGUUAAUGAGACAAUAACUUCCGAUCAUGGAUUGGGUGUUCAAAACGGUGCGAAGAGCGAGAUUCGCGAUGGCAUUGAUGAAGUCAACGGUGCUGAUUUGAAUGGAAUUCACCAGAACGGUGAGAUUCACGGCGACGAGAAAAAGGAACCUGUGACCGUUGUAGAAGUAGAUCGUACUGAUGGGAACAAUGGUAGUCACAGCGAAUUGGAAAGUGUGGCUGUUGAAAACUGUGUGGUGAAUAAGGAAGUUUCAGUUACUAUGGAUGUGAAUGAGUUUGCUGAUAAAGAUGGUGAAAGCAAAUCAGCAGAGAAGGCGCAGCUGGAGGCUGUUGAUUCAGGUGGUGGAAUUGAGGAAGGUGGAGGGAGUGUGUUGGAAGGAACAAUUGAAUCUACCUCUGAUGCUGUUUCCGAUGAGAAGGCUGUUGCACAGGAAGUAACAGAUCGUGAAUUCACGAAUGUGGUUAACGGAGAUUAUCAAAAUGGUUCUGCAGAAACUGAGAAGGAUGAGAUUCCUAUUGGCAUUGAUGGAGUGCCUGUUUCUGUAGAUGUGAAGGAAUGCGCUGGUGAAGAUGCUCACAUCGGUUCGGAUGUGGAGAAGUCUGAGGCUGAGACCGUAACUGAUUCAAAUAAUGUGAAUAAGAGUGUUGCUGGAGGUGAUGUUCAAAACGGUUCAGCUGAGCAGGAAUUGAGCAAUGGGGUUCAUGUUGAAGGUGAGUCUGGCUGCAAAUUUGAGAAGCCUGAGGAGGAAUCAGGAGAAGAACUGGUUGACAAAAUAGAAGACUCAUCGGCCUUGAACAAUUCAAAUAUAUCUGGACAUGGUAUUGUUGUGCCUGAGGCGAAUGCCAAUGUAAUGGAGUGUGAAGCUGAACCUUCAAAGAUUGCAAUGGAGAGUGAUUCCGAGCCUUCAAAUCUUGUUGUUGAGAGAGAAGCCGAACCUUCAAAUGCUGCAGUUGAGAGUGAACCUGAGCCUUCAAUCAUUGCUGUUGAUCCUGAGCCUUCAAAGAUUGCAAUGGAGAGUGAUCCUGAGCCUUCAAAUCUUGUUGUUGAGAGAGAAGCCGAACCUUCAAAUGCUGCAGUUGAGAGUGAACCUGAGCCUUCAAUCAUUGCAGUUGAUCCUGAGCCUUCAAAGAUUGCAAUGGAGAGUGAUCCUGAGCCUUCAAAUCUUGUUGUUGAGAGAGAAGCCGAACCUUCAAAUGCUGCAGUUGAGAGUGAACCUGAGCCUUCAAUCAUUGCAGUUGAUCCUGAGCCUUCAAGGAUUGCAAUGGAGAGUGAUCCUGAGCCUUCAAAUCUUGUUGUUGAGAGAGAAGCCGAACCUUCAAAUGCUGCAGUUGAGAGUGAACCUGGGCCUUCAAUCAUUGCAGUUGAGAGUGAUGCUGAACCUUCAAACGUUCCACUGCAGAGUGAACCUGAGCCAUCGACCACUUUGGUCGAGCAUGAAAGUGAGCCUUCAAAUACUCUGGUGGAGAAUGAAGCUGAGCCUACCAAGGUUGCUGCUGAGAGUGAAGCUGAGCCUACGAAGGUUGCCGCAGAGAGUGAAGCUGAGCCUACGAAGGUUGCCGCUGAGAGUGAAGCUGAGCCUCCAAUGUUUGCCACUGAGAGUGAAGCUGACUCUACAAAGAUUGCAGUUGAGAGUGAAGCUGAGCCUUCAAACUUCACAGUUGAGAGUAAAGCUGAGCCUUCAGAUGUUGCAAUUGGGAGUGAAGCUGAGCCUUCAAAGAUUGCCGUGGAGAGUGAAGCUGAACCUUCAGCUGAAGGUGUACUUUGUGUCGAACGUGAAGCUGGCAAUGUUGGAGAUGAAGAGACAAAACUAACUGAAGAAGGAUCUAAUACUGAUGCUGUGGAUGUACAAAAUAUGGGAUCAGAGGUAGUGAAAAGGCCAUUUUACUAUUUGAUCAGGAUACCAAGAUACGAUGAUGAUGAAAAUAUAAAAGAACAGAUAAAGAUUGCUAUCCAACAAGUAGAAGAGAAGACUAGGAUUCGGGAUGAAAUUCGAUCCGAAAGCCAGAAUAAAAAGGCCACAUGUAAGGAGUACAAUCAAGAAUUUAGAGCUGCAAUAACAGCAGAGAGGGCUGCUCGGGACACACUCAAAUCCAAACGCCAAGAAAUGGAUUUGGUUCAAGCCACAAUGAACAGAUUAAACAAUGCAAUUUCUGUUGGGGAUAUAGAUGGCAAGAUAAGAAACAUGGAACACAUGAUUGAGCAUGAAACACUCCCUCUAAAAGAGGAAAAGCAAUUGAUACGUCAGAUCAAACAAUUGAAGCAGAAUCGGGAGGAGCUGUCUUCUAGUAUGGCGAAGCAGGAUCAAUCACAGAAAUCUCUAGACGACAAGGACAAUUUUGAAGAGAGCUCAAAGAAAUUACAGCUUUUGAAGAAGGAAAUAGAAUUGCUUAGAAGUAAUGUUCAGAAGGCAGAGGCAGCAACCAAAGCUGCAAAGAAGAAAUACGAAGAUGAAUGCAACAUAUUGAAUGAGAUAUCAGCUCGGUUUAAGUUUGCUGAUGACGUUCGCCAAGAAGCAUAUGCGAAAUUACAGACUUUGAAGAAACAAUUCCAUUUGAAGAGCAAAUACUUUUGGGAAUACAAAAAUGCUUCGAAGAAAGGGCAGGACCUAGCCGCAGAAGGAAAGAAAGAGGAACUGCAAUGCUUCUGUAUGGAUCAGGUUGAGCGAAUGAUGGAGCUGUGGAACAAAAAUGAUGAGUUCAGAAGGGACUAUGUACGGUGCAACACCAGGAGUACACUAAGGAGAUUGCAAACCCUGGAUGGCCGAUCACUGGGUCCUGAUGAAGAGCCACCAGUAAUUCCGAGUUUCUUACCCGAAAGAGUAUCCAAAGAUAAUUCUUCAGUCUCGCAAUCAACUCUCGAUCAAGAAAAGAAACCAACACCAGCAGAAUCUGUUAAUAAAAAGGCUGAAUCAGCUCCAAAGGCAGUGGAACAAAAAACUGAAAAAAGUCAGACAACCAAAGCUAAAAAGGCUGCAAAAGCCACUCCUUUGGAGAAGUCAGUGGCUGCAAUUCCUCGAUGGGCAGAUGAGCCUGAAGAUAUACCUGAAGAACCAGUGCGAACAAAGGAGGAAGAGGAGCAGAUCUUAAAGGCCGAAAUCGCAAGAAAGGAAGAGGAAGCAGCAAAGUUGAAGGAAAAGCGAAGGCUAGAGGAAAUUGAGAAAGCUAAGGAGGCAAUGCUUCGGAAACAGCGUAAUGCUGAGAAAGCCCAACAAAGGGCUGCCUUAAAGGCACAAAAAGAAGCCGAACAGAAAGAAAAGGAAAGGGAGAAGAGAUUAAGGAAGAAGGAAAGAAGAAAGGCUGCUGCCACUGAAACAGCAGAAAACACAGAACAAGAACCUGCUCCUAUCUCUGAGACUGUAACAAGGAGUACGGAAGAAUGUGUUCAGAGUGAAAAACCGGUUGAGGUAACAAGAAGAUCACAAUAUACAAGGCAGAGCAAGGCAAAAUCUAUGCCGCUCCCUCUUCGCAACAGGGGAAAGAGGCGAAUUCAGCCAUGGAUGUGGGCUGUGAUCGCUGUUCUGGCUGUUGUUGCCUUGUUUUUCUUGGGGAAUAACAGCUCUUUGAGAUCUUGGCUCCAAGGUUCUGCUUAUUGAGUAUGAUACAAAGUAUAAUCUACUUUUUAUUUUACUUUAUUUUUUAAACUAAGCAUUACUAGACUACUAGGUGUUUGCCGGGGAUGUUACCCUUAUAUUUAUUACAUUUACACUUUACAUACAUACGUAUAGGAGCAAUUCUUUCGUGCGCUUACAUUUUUUUUUAACUCCGGUUAGUUUUGAUUAUUUUCUUUA
Molecule: messenger RNA, 4416 nt
Organism: Arachis stenosperma
Lineage: Eukaryota; Viridiplantae; Streptophyta; Magnoliopsida; Fabales; Fabaceae
Exons: 8
Coding region: 205-4221 (1338 amino acids)
Source: RefSeq, a predicted model, not a curated record